AUGGCGGAUGACCAUGAAGUACAAUCUGGCACAGAAGAUGCAGUCCCCGUCGAAUCCCUCGUCGAGGGACGCGCGAAACGCAGCACAGCCGGACGGCUGAUGUCCUCCCUUCUUGACGCCGAAGCAGACGAUGACCUAGCCCUUUUGUUCGAGGAAAUAGAGGACGACAAUGAAUUUGACGCGGCGGCCGGUGAAGAAGGGGCGGAAGAGGACGAUAUGGGGAUGGAUUCUUCAUCGGAUGACGAUGACGACCAAGGGCCGAAUGCCCGGGCCGACGACUUCGAGGGCGAGAAGCAAAUCGAGAAGGAAGAGAAGGCCGAAAAGAAGAAGCGCCGGGCCCAGCAAGAUCUCCGGUUCAAGAUCACGAGCAAAAAAGUCAAGAUCGACCCCACCGCCGUCCCAGCCGCUCCUGCUCCUCCUCCUCGACCGAAAAAGAAAUCAGAGCGAAUCUCAUGGAUCCCUACGCCUGACGAGGGACCUACGCGAUCAUCUUCGCGUCGACAGACCAUGCAGAACAAGGAAAUCACGCAUGCACGUCUCAAGGAUAGUGAAGAGAAGCGGGUCCGGCUGAUUGCUACUAUGGAGGAGGCAGCCAAGCGAAAAGCACACCUCAAGCCGAAAGAGAUGACACAGGCAGAACGGCUUGCAGAGGCUGAAAGAGUGGAACGACACAACAGUAAAAGUCUCAAUCGGUGGGAAGAAGCGGAAAAGAGGAAGGCAGAAGAAAGGCGUGCUAAAAUUGAAGCGCUUCAGAACCGCCGUCUCGAAGGACCAGUCAUGUCUUACUGGAGUGGUGUUGCUACAUGGGUUAAUGGUCGCAUAACACGCCUUGGUAAGGUUGACGUCACUCCCAAGCCAGAGAAGGAAGAGCCUGCUCGCAGGAAGAGCAAGAAGUCGGAAAAAGAGGGUAAAAAUGUGACAGAGCAAAAACCUACUGAGGAUGCCACGUCGCAUACCGCCCCUCUCCCAACCUCGGAGUCUACUGCAAACCCUGCACCACCCGCCGAAGGGGAACCUGUGAAGCAGGAUGGAGAUGCGCCUCAAAGCCAACAAACGAGUAAUGAACCCGUGGAGGGAGUCGGCGAAAAUGCAAGUGCUGAUACUGCCAUGAAUCCCGCUCCUGCAGCCCCAUCAGCCGCGGCCAAUCAAUCUUCUAUUCCUGCUGCAGAUAAUGCACAGGUUCCAGACACGACCCAGGAAGCACAGGCGGGGAUAGAGAUUGCAACAGAACAGCCGAAGGAAACCGCUCUAGUUGAAGCAACGACUGAGACACCACCUAAGGAAGCAGAAAUGACAGAAUUCAAUGAGAAAAUGGAGGAAAUUCCGAAAGAACAAGAACAAGAAGUCCAAAACUCAUCGCAAUUGCCGACCGAGUCCACGACUAAUCCUGAUCAGCCAGCAAAGCCGGAGCUAGCGCCUGCAGAAGAAAAACCAGAUGAGGCAUCCAAAGAAGUGGUCUCUGAACCAGCUGCACCUGCUAACGCUGCCUCUGAGGACGCUACGGCGCCCAAGGUGGUUUCGCCUACUGCUCCGGAUACUAUUCCGACUGCUACUGCUACUGCUGCACAGCCUGACCAACAAGUAAAAACACCUGCUCCAGCACAGGAGGGACAGGAGUCGCCUACUAUACACGUCGAUCAGACAGCUACCGCGAAUGGGGAUAUGCCACAACCUGAAAUCCCUCAGCCCCCACCAGUCAUCGAACAGACGGGACGAAGCCUGACCGUGUUGGAGAACUUUGAUGAUAAAACUGCGCAGAGUCGGGAAUUUAGCAUCUACUUCAAUGCCAAGAAACCUCCUAGACUCACAAAGAUCUCGUCGUCACUCUGCGUCAUCACCUCCCUUCCAUCACGCUAUCGAGACCCGGAAACGUCUCUGCCUUUCGCCAACGCUUAUGCGUACAACGAGAUUCGACAUGCCGUGGCGCAAAAGUACGCCUGGAGCCCUAUGCUCGGAUGCUUUGUGGGACCUACCGGGGUCGCGGCGCGUGGAGUCCCGGAACGGUUUUUAGGAGGCCCGCAGGCCGCGUCUGAUAGUAGCAAGGAUGGUGAGCAAAAAGAGAACGGUGGCAAGAGUGAGCCUGCUGCUACCGAAAAGGAUAAGGAAGGUGGUGCAAACCCUUCCUGUGAUGUCCCCAGCACAUCCAAGCCGGCGCCUCCUGCAACACCAACACCUGUCACAGCGGAUGCAGGUGACCCAAUGGAAAUCGACUAA
This is a messenger RNA of Aspergillus affinis, 2214 nucleotides long. RefSeq names its product putative signal transducer. Gene Ontology annotation, cellular component: nucleus. Gene Ontology annotation, molecular function: ATP-dependent H2AZ histone chaperone activity. The transcript is spliced from 2 exons. The record is from RefSeq and is a predicted model, not a curated record. Gene Ontology annotation, biological process: chromatin remodeling; regulation of DNA-templated transcription. NCBI's taxonomy places the organism in Eukaryota, Fungi, Ascomycota, Eurotiomycetes, Eurotiales, Aspergillaceae. The coding region runs from base 1 to 2214 and encodes 737 amino acids.